Messenger RNA from Poeciliopsis prolifica (blackstripe livebearer), 1758 nucleotides. RefSeq lists its product as uncharacterized. The record is from RefSeq and is a predicted model, not a curated record. The transcript is spliced from 3 exons. Lineage: Eukaryota; Metazoa; Chordata; Actinopteri; Cyprinodontiformes; Poeciliidae. The coding region runs from base 61 to 789 and encodes 242 amino acids.
UGAGCUUCCUGUAUUUACCCUUUAAAAGCAUUGCAAUAUCAUCUGUCCUAUCAGAGAAACAUGGAUCUGUUCAGCUUAAAAUCACUUGUGUUUUUCCUCUGUUUCAUAGGGCCCAGUGUUGGUCAGAAGAUUGUGUCGGAGAGUCCAGUGCAAGCCUAUUUGGGGGGAAACGCGACACUUAAAAUAGAGAUUGAGAAUGAGCCACAUAACAUAAUAACCUGGAACUUCAAAGGUGAAAACCAAAUUGUAAAUGUUGCUCUUCUGCGUCCAGAAGGUCUCAAGGUGAACGAUCGCUACGAAGGUAGAGCUUCGAUUGAUUCGGCCAACGGCCACCUGAUUCUGACCUCCGUACAACUGAAUGACAGCGGAAAUUAUACUGUCAUAAUAUUGGGGAACCAUGCUGCUGAAAUUGGAAUAGUUGAACUCCAUGUUGUGACUGAGAAAGAUGUUUCACAUCCCAACCUGACUUUGCUGGCCCCCUCCAGUGAGGAGCCGCAGCAGGGGAAGUUAACCUUCACAUGUCUGGGAAACAAGGGCUUCCCCUCUGACUGGCAAUUGCAGUGGCAGGUCAACAGCAGCAGCCAAAUCCACUGGAAAGAGGAACGGGGCCCAGUGACGCCUCUAGAUGAUGACCACUACGCCUGGAGCAGCUCCUUGACGGUUGAUGAGGAGAACUGGAAGAAGAUAUUUUCUGUGACCUGCAAGGCGGUUCUGGGCUCACUGGAUCCAGUGUCGGUAACACUGAAAAUCAACGAGAGAUCAGUGGCCCAGUCUGACUCACUGGAUUGAUUUUUAUACUUUAACUGGUUUCACUCGGCAGGGCAUUUUGAAGAACAAAUUAUUCUCUUCCUUUAUUCUGCAUGGUCUUCUUUAUAAUAUUAAAUGGAAUAUGUCAUAAUUUGUGAUCACAAUUAGAGGAUAAAUGCAUAUAUAUGUAGACGCCUGUUGAAAAGCUUUAAAACUUUAACUUUGGAUUAUUUUAAAGCCAUGAAACUUCUGAUGAAUUGAUCACAUUUUCAAUUUAUUUAAGGGUGAAGAGCAUUCUUCAGUACUAAAUCACAUUAACAUUUAUAUAAUGAGUAAUUUAUUUUAUAUUUGUUUUUACUUUCCACAGAUUAAAUGUAAUCUAUGUAAUAUAUAUGUAUUCAGUAAGUGAUCUGGCGAGUUUGCGGCUAAACUAAAAAUCUUUCCACAAAAACUUAAAGACAGAGGACAAAUUUUACUUUCUUUUAGUAAUUUUCUGAUGUAUGCUAACACACAUCACAAAUAGUAUUUUCUUUGAAUUUCAUAUUUUGAAGACAGGCUAAAAAUGACUUGCUUGAUAUCAUUUGUAGUCCAGAGAAACAGUAAUACAAGUUUAAAAUUCACAGAUAACACUAAGCAAAUAUUUUUGCUUCAAAGUAUUAUUUCUCUCUUUGUCUUGACAGAUGUCCUGCAGAUUAAUGUCUAACAUGCUUAAUAUGAGACUUCAGUACAUUUUCUUCAGAGUUGUGCAGAAAAAGUGGCAAAUAUUUGUGAGUUUGAAGUCAGACAUUUUCAACUUGAAGACAUUUUCUGAAAAAUAAAAUGAAUUUAAAUAAUUCCAAUAUUUUUGUAAAUUACAAGACCUUUUGCUUACCUUUAAGAUCACAAUGUUUAAAGUUGUUUAUAAUUACCAUUCAAAAGUCAUGUAUCAGACGGGACAUGUUGAGUAUUUGGAGAGUUUUACGUCUUCUUCCAUUUUGCCUCACAGACAAUUAAACUGCUCUGUAAAUUAUA